AUGAUCAAAGAAGAGAAGAAGCUCAACCUUGAAGAAAUAUUGAUGAAGUUCAUGACCACGACUCAAGCUCACAUGACAAGAACGGAUGAGAAGUUAGAGGCUCAAGCCAAGCAAUUGAAAAUGCUUGAGAUACAAGUGGGACAAAUUGCCGAGUCUAUAAACAAUCAACACCAACAAGGGCAAUUCCCAAGCAACACAAUCGUGAAUCCCAAGGAGCAUUGCAAGGCCAUUGCUCUAAGGAGUGGGACAACAUAUGAAGAGCCCAAGAUGCCCGACGAAGAAGAUAGAAGUGGUGUUGUGGUUGAAGUUGGAGAUGGCAACCCUUCCAAGGAACAAGGAGAUAGAGGAAAGAAGAAGGAGGUGCACAUCAACAUUCCACUUAUUGAAGCUUUGAAACAAAUGCCCUCCUAUGCAAAGUUCCUAAAGGAGGUCAUAUCAAACAAGAGGAAGAUGGGAGAGAAUGAGACGGUCAAUCUAACCGAAGAAUGUAGUGCCGUUCUCCAAAGAAAAAUCCCCACCAAGAUCAAGGACCCCGGGAGCUUCACAAUCCCUUGUGAUAUUGGGAAUGAUCGUUUUGGGAAAGCUUUGUGUGAUUUGGGAGCAAGUAUAAAUUUGAUGCCGCUCUCAAUCUUCAACAAGCUAGAGAUUGGCACCAUCAAGCCAACCACAAUUGCCCUUCAAAUGGCAGAUCGUUCCGUUUCCUAUCCAAAGGGGAUAGUAGAAGAUGUCCUAGUGAAAGUCAACAAUUUCAUUUUCCCGGUGGACUUUGUUGUUUUGGACAUGGUGGAAGACAAAGAUGUGCCUUUGAUUCUGGGGCGCCCUUUCUUGGCAACGGGGAGAGCCCUCAUUGAUGUUGCUAAGGGCGAACUCACCCUUAGAGUGAAUGACGAGAGCUUCACAUUUUCAAUCCACAAGGCUCUCAAGUACAAGGAGGAAGAAGAAAAGAGGGUUGGUGAAUGCAAGAUGAUGCAAGUGAUAGAGUCUUGCAUCAACAUGGAGGAGUACCACAUCUACAACAAUCCAAUGGACACUUGCCUCCUAAACCCUCUAUUCUCUUUUGUUGAUAAUGAUGAGUUUAAUGCUUCUAACUUAUUUAUUGAGGCUAAUGAAAUGAACUUUGUGCAGAAAAUUUCACAAGGAGAGGCAUGUUUCUUGGACUUGAGAAAUGGAGAGCCGAAAGAUGAAGGAGUGGAGAAGAAGACUCCCAGCUUGGAGUUAAAACCUCUCCCCGAACACUUGAAAUACGCCUUCCUUGGUGAGGAUGAGGCGUAUCCGGUAAUUGUAUCAUCCUACCUUUCUCCUCAUGAGCUUGAUCAAUUGCUAAAUGUUUUGAGGAAGUAUAGGUCCGCUAUAGGAUGGUCAAUUUCCGAUUUAAAAGGGAUUAGCCCAUCCAUUUGCAUGCAUAGGAUUUUGAUGGAAGAUGAUUUUAAACCUAGGAGGCAAGGCCAAAGACGGUUAAACCCUAUUAUGCAAGAAGUAGUAAGAAAAGAAGUUCUCAAAUUGCUAGAUGCGGGAAUUAUUUUUGCUAUUUCGGAUAGUGAGUGGGUUAGUCCCACUCAAGUUGUUGCUAAAAAAGGGGGGAUAACCGUCAUAAAAGAUGAGCAUAAUGAGCUAAUUGCAACUAGGUGUGAGGAAACUAACCUUGUAUUGAAUUGA
Salvia miltiorrhiza (redroot sage) is the source of this 1656-nucleotide messenger RNA. RefSeq lists its product as uncharacterized. The transcript has 3 exons. The record is from RefSeq and is a predicted model, not a curated record. The coding region runs from base 1 to 1656 and encodes 551 amino acids. Lineage: Eukaryota; Viridiplantae; Streptophyta; Magnoliopsida; Lamiales; Lamiaceae.